AUGAUGCUGCUUUUCAGAGGACACAAUGCGCCAGCAUUUCUUGGAUUCGAGAACCAGGAUUUGUCAAAUAUUGCCUAUGGCGACGUUCAUGUGCCUUCAAUAGCGUUGAAAGAUAUUCCUGUUCAACGUGAACAGUUGAGGCUCAAGCUCAGCUAUGGCAAUAAAAAAGUGACGACGUUCAAUGCGGACCUAUCUCAAAAGCAGGUCACAAAAUCGGGCUUCUCCUUGGUAUGGCAACCGACGGACGCGUCCACGUCAGCGUCUAUCGUCAAGUUCCCAUUCGAGCGUCGAGCGUCAAAGGAUCUCCUAGUGGAACUGGAAGUUUUUGACAAGAUGUUCCUGCAACGAAAGGAUGUGAUUCGAUUAGUUGGGAAAGUGUCACUUGAUCAAGAAUGUAAAUUUCGCUAG
Molecule: messenger RNA, 408 nt
Organism: Cooperia oncophora
Lineage: Eukaryota; Metazoa; Nematoda; Chromadorea; Rhabditida; Trichostrongylidae
Source: the annotation of a GenBank genome assembly